AUGCUUGACCUUGACGAAACCAUUGAGGCCAUACAUGCCUGCAAACAUAUUCCAGAGAAAGAUGUGGAAGAGUUGUGUACCAAGGCUAUAGAGUUGUUGAUUGAUGAGGCUAAUAUUCAACAAGUGGAUACCCCAGUUACCAUAUGUGGAGACAUCCAUGGACAAUUGCACGAUCUUAUUACACUCUUCAAAACUGGUGGCAAAUGUCCAGGUACUAGAUACUUAUUCUUGGGUGAUUUUGUCGAUCGAGGGUUCUAUUCAUUAGAAAGUUUCCUAUUACUCUUGGCAUUGAAAGUAAGGUAUCCUGAUAGAAUCACCCUUAUACGAGGAAAUCAUGAAUCCAGACAAAUAACCACCGUGUAUGGGUUUUAUGAUGAAUGUAUAAGAAAAUAUGGUUCAGUUAAUGUGUGGAGAUAUUGUUGUGAAGUAUUUGAUUAUCUUUCCUUGGGUGCAGUCGUUGGUGGUAAGGGAGGUGUAUUCUGUAUACAUGGAGGACUUAGUCCAGAUAUAGAAACCAUAAAUCAAAUCAGAGUACUAGAUAGGAAACAAGAAGUGCCACAUGAGGGAGGAAUGUGCGAUCUUUUAUGGUCAGAUCCUGAAGAUGUCCCUGGAUGGGCCAUUAGUCCAAGAGGUGCUGGAUAUCUCUUUGGGAAAAACGAAGUGGACAAAUUUCUACAAGUUAAUGACAUUUCUCUUAUCGCAAGAGCACAUCAGUUGGUGAUGGAGGGCUACAAGGAAAUGUUUGAUCAAGGGUUAGUGACAGUUUGGAGUGCUCCAAAUUAUUGUUACCGAUGUGGCAACUUGGCCCUGGUCCUUACGAUUGAUGACGAUCUUACAAGAAACUACAAAGUGUUUGAAGCGGCAACCCAAGAUGUUACCUCCAUUCCAUCCAAAAAGCCGGCCUUGGAUUACUUUAUCUAA
Messenger RNA from [Candida] anglica, 921 nucleotides. The record is from the annotation of a GenBank genome assembly. Lineage: Eukaryota; Fungi; Ascomycota; Pichiomycetes; Serinales; Debaryomycetaceae.